Carya illinoinensis is the source of this 1527-nucleotide messenger RNA. RefSeq names its product cytochrome b-c1 complex subunit 7-2, mitochondrial-like. Bases 87 to 494 code for a protein of 135 amino acids. The record is from RefSeq and is a predicted model, not a curated record. Gene Ontology annotation, biological process: mitochondrial electron transport, ubiquinol to cytochrome c. The transcript is spliced from 3 exons. NCBI's taxonomy places the organism in Eukaryota, Viridiplantae, Streptophyta, Magnoliopsida, Fagales, Juglandaceae.
AGCUGAAUAUCUGCCUUCUGGGGUGGACGUAUCUUAAAUCUUUCAGAAGAGAAUUCCGAUCGGCAAUAGCACAUUCCGACGCGAGGAUGUCGUCUUUUUUGCAGACAUUUCUGGACCCAAAGAAGAACUGGUUUGCAGCUCAGCACAUGAAAACCCUAUCCAAACGCCUCCGCAAAUACGGGCUUCGAUACGACGAUCUGCACGAUCCGUACUACGAUCUUGAUGUGAAGGAGGCACUGAAUCGGCUGCCAAGGGAGAUAGUGGACGCGCGCAAUCAGCGACUCAAGCGCGCCAUGGACCUCUCCAUGAAGCACGAGUACCUCCCAGAGAACCUUCAGGCAAUGCAAACGCCAUUCAGGAGCUACCUUCAAGAGAUGCUAGACCUUGUAAGUGGAGAUGAAAAAUAUAAAAUGAGAUUUAUGGAACUUACAUGCUUUGCUGAUCAUGUCACUCUCUUUUGCUGGGAUUAUCUCCCUAACAUCCUUAUCUCAUGAUUCUUGUUGUAUUGCUAACAAAUGGAGAUGGCGGCAGGUUUGAACCUUUACUGAUCAAGAAAGUAAGAAGAAAGGCUUCCAAAAUAUCUAUAACCUCAAUGGGACUGCUGUUAUUGAGUUUGGCAUGUUCUUUCUCGCACAUUUUCAGAGCAUCUACUCCUCCUUUUUUAACUGCAUGUUUGUCUAGGUCUAGGCUAUGUUUUCUUUAUUUCAAUGGAAAAUCAAAUAAGGUAUUGGAUCAAAUAUGCAUAGGAUGUCCAUAACUCAUUAUGGUGGCAUGUUCCUACCAAUGAAUUGGUGGACAGUAUGGGAUGAAUUUCUUGGUAAUUACCGUAUUUUUAAAUUUACUGAUAUAAAGUCACCUGUUAGGUUCAGUUUAGUGUUCAAAGGGUGGGUCUGAAGGCCCUUGCCUUGGUAAGGUGCCACAUCAUUAAAACAAAUACUGGUAAAGCUUAUAAAGUUCGUCCUCCAAAAGGUCAGGUAAAAAAAAUUGUGUAGAUUACCAAUAAAGAUUACUUAUUUCAAGAAUUUCUUAUUUAAGUGAACAAAACAAUGAAAUGGUUUGGGUGGAAGGUAGCAUAAUCAAACAGAAGUCUUCCAGUCAAGAUAUCUAAACAUGACAUCAAACAUUUCAAAAAAGCAAUAGAUAAGGUUGAAAUAUAUGAUCAAAUGACUUGCUUCAUGUUUUGCAGGUGAAAAGAGAGAAGGCUGAACGUGAAGCUUUGGGAGCUUUACCUUUCUAUCAGCGUACCAUUCCCUGAGCAUCUUCGUUCCUCAUAUCAGUAUGCUUGACCAGAGUAGAAGUCUUUAUGAUAUUAUGUUGGUACGGGCGGUAAAUUCUUUUUGUAGUAGGAAUGGGAGAUGGUCUACGUCCCUGUUUCAGAAUUGGAUUUCCAAAAUUUUGGUAUUUGAAUGGCAUCAAUUGUUCAUUCUCAUGUACUGGCUGGCCUUUUAUCUCUAUAAUUGAGUAUAACACGGUAACACUGCUUAUUUUGUGUUGAUGAAAAUACAAUAAACCUGUUUCGAUGGUAAA